GAUCGGACGUUGAAUUAAAGGCAUAGUUGCAAGUCAAACGUUCCACUGAUGAACUGCUCAAGAGGAGCUUUUAUUGCGAAAGUCCUGACAAGAGGUUGUACUUGUAACUCACGCAAACUUCACUACGUGUCCGACUUUACGCGUUUCAGGCGGAGUUCAGAUCUUAAAACAUUUGACCAACUUCUUCAACCUCUGCAUUUCUUCUUCACGUAUGUGAAGUGCGUUAGCCUCCCCUCUCUCCUGCCACGAAGGACUAACGAACCGUGGAAUAUCAACUAUUUACGGCGCCCUUAAAAAUUUCGGUCUUACUUCAUAUCGCACUUUUUUCAUAGGAGACGCGCUCCCAGGACCGGAGAGAUUUCUGGUUUGUAACUACUUUCCUUUGAUUUUAGAGGGCACGUGCGAUGUGAUGACCAUUAAAAGAAGACAGAUAUGUUUGUGAUUAAUUUUGUGGUCGCCAUGCGAAGGUGUUUUUUGGCUUUAUUUUUUUAAAACCAGUUGAGCAACUGGCGACGGGACUCUAUAAUCAAUGUGGUGUCAGCUGGAAGGACGCGGGGUCCGGAUCUCACCUAAACGCUGAUACGUCUUGGGAGUGAUGCACUGGCUUCCCCUGGUUGCCAUGGUGAUUGCCUCGGCCCUGCCCUUCCCUCAAAACCCCGUGUCCAGGAUUGCUGCCGCGACGACGGAGCCUGGCUUUGACAUCCGCACAGAGGACCGUCACGAGCCGGCAGCUCGUUUCACAGCUCCCAAUGCAAACAACAACCCCCACAAAGGUGCCUCAGAAACAGACAACAGCAUGGCUGCUGCUCUCAGCCAGCACACCGGCAGACAGAACCUCCAGAACCGCCAGGAUUAUAUGAAAUCCUCCACGCAUGAAGACACGAACACGUUCAAAGUGGAAAACCAGUCCAACAGAAACUCAGGCAGUGAGCGGGAUGUUUCCUCAGAAGGACGGACAUCCAGGACCGAGGGUAUUUUCAAGGACAGGUUUGCAUCAAAGGGUGACAAAGCUGACACCAGGCAAGACUUUGUGGACUUUUUGAGGAAUGAGAGUUUUCAGAACUUUAGAGACAGACCGUUGCAAUUUUCUGCAGCAGACACACGUAACGCUGUAAGUCCUGCUACACUUAAGGGUCAGCUGAGAGAUACAACCAGAGACAGGACGGGGGCUGAGGAGUCACCGGGGGGCGGUACGGGUCCAGCCGAGGCAGGCUUGACCCUGGAAGCAGGACUGGCCUUGAGAAAUGGGCUGGAUGGCGUCCUGGAAGGAGACGAGAUGUUCCUGGACGCACAUCCGCGAGUCCUGUUCUCCCCCUCCCCGUCCCCUCCAGAGCACCCUCCUCUGCUGCUCAUGCUGGAGUCGGGCAUGCUGGAGGACAGGGAGCAGCAGGAGGACAUGGAUGGACACAUCGAGGGUCACGGGGACCGGGCCAUUGAUAGGAUCACACCUGCCACAUUCACCAGUGAGGCCGGCCAUCCGGUAAAAAGGGACAAACGCUCGCACCCGAUCGACAGAAGGAGAGGGGAAAGGUCUGUGUGUGAGUCGGAAAGUGUUUGGGUAACCGACAAAAAGUCGGCCAUUGACUCCCACGGCCAGCAGGUCACCAUCUUGCAGGAGAUCCAAACCCAGACAGGGCCCCUCAAACAGUACUUCUACGAAACCCGCUGCCGCCCGGCCGAGCAGCAGAACAACGGCAGCAGGUCGCGGAGUCCCGGGGCGGCGGCCAAACCCCAGGGGACAGGCGUCGCCGGGUCCGUCUGCUUGGGCGUGGACAAAAAACAGUGGCUGAGCGAGUGCAAAGCCAAGCAGUCGUACGUGCGAGCGCUCACCAAAGACGCGUACAACAGAACCGGGUGGAGGUGGAUCCGCAUCGACUCGUCCUGUGUCUGCGUGCUGCUGUCCAGAGCCAACCAGACUCCGGGGAGGGAGACCUUAACGAGGAAGGGGCGGGGCUGAGGGGGAGGGGGGCCGAGGUAGACAGUGUGACGUCCUUCCGUCUGUGUGCACCUUUAAAUGCUGGUUUCCCCUCAAAAGAAGGAAGUCAUUCCUGCUUUCCUCUACUUCGGUUCUCUCUCUUCUCUGAUACGUCCCUCCAACACAGCUUCAAGUGACUUUUGCAAAAACAAGAAGACCUCAAAAUGAAAUCUUAGGGAAUUGUCAUAUAGAGAGAUUUUACACUAAAAAGUACUGUUUUGUAUGAUUUAUCUUUCAUAAUCUAAGUUAUUUUUGAUUAGUAUGUAAGCAUGUGUAUGUCUUUGAUAAUAAUAUAUACAUCCUUUAUAUAUGUGUACAAUAUGACACCAGUAUAUCUUUAUGUACGAAGCUAUGUAUAUCUGUGUGUAUUUAUAGAAGACGUCUUCAUGGAGUGCUAGGUCUCUCCAGUGUCUGAUGAUAAUUCCAGCCUCUGGUCUGCUCAGGUUGCGAGAGGAAAGAGCGCCACCUACCGAGGCUCCGUUUUGCUGCUCCGCUCGGUGCCUUCGCAGUCCGAUGCAGAGAGUUCAUGUGAUCCGCGAGCACCAGCUUGGACACAGUUCAGCAUUAUUUCGCUGAGGCAGGUUAUAGUGGCGUGAUGGCAGGAGCCUUAUCUGCCUGAGUCACGGAUGGAAAAACCACUCGGGUCUGUGUAACUUUACCAUCUGCUGGUUUGUUCCGUUUGUCUGCCAACUGUGGUAAUAAAGGAUCUUUGUACUCGG
Betta splendens (Siamese fighting fish) is the source of this 2694-nucleotide messenger RNA. RefSeq names its product neurotrophin-3. The transcript has 2 exons. Gene Ontology annotation, biological process: neuron projection morphogenesis; regulation of neuron differentiation; nerve growth factor signaling pathway. Gene Ontology annotation, molecular function: growth factor activity; nerve growth factor receptor binding. Lineage: Eukaryota; Metazoa; Chordata; Actinopteri; Anabantiformes; Osphronemidae. The record is from RefSeq and is a predicted model, not a curated record. The coding region runs from base 596 to 1957 and encodes 453 amino acids.